Molecule: messenger RNA, 1940 nt
Organism: Canis lupus familiaris (dog)
Lineage: Eukaryota; Metazoa; Chordata; Mammalia; Carnivora; Canidae
Gene: DNAAF4
Product: dynein axonemal assembly factor 4
Exons: 10
Coding region: 77-1339 (420 amino acids)
Biological process (GO): heart development; outer dynein arm assembly; inner dynein arm assembly
Molecular function (GO): nuclear estrogen receptor binding
Source: RefSeq, a predicted model, not a curated record
UAACCCCGGCUUCCCUGGCAACCGAGCAGGUGCCAGCCCUACCCAUCCGCAUCCUCUGGGACAGCCACCGCCCGGGAUGCCGCUGCUCGUUAGCGAUUACAACUGGCAGCAGACGAAGACUGCGGUGUUCAUCUCCGUGCCUCUGCGAGGCGUCUGCGUCAGGGACGCGGACGUGUUCUGCACAGAAAACUAUCUGAAGGUCAACUUUUCUCCAUUUUUAUUUGAAGUGUUUCUCUACGCGCCCAUAGACGAUGAAAACAGCAAAGCCAAGAUUGGGAAUGACACUAUUGUAUUCACCUUAUAUAAAAAAGAAGCGGCCAUGUGGGAGACCCUUUCUGUGUCAGGUGUUGACAAAGAGAUGAUGCAAAGAAUAAGGGAGAAAUCUAUUUUACAAGCACAAAAAAGAGCAAAAGAAGCUACAGAAGCAAAAGCUACAGCAAGACGAGAAGAUCAAAAAUAUGCACUAAAUGUUAUGAUGAAGAUUGAAGAAGAAGAGAGGAAAAAAAUAGAAGAUAUGAAAGAAAAGGAACGAAUAAAAGCAACUAAAGAAUUGGAAGCCUGGAAAGAAUGUCAAAGAAAAGCUGAAGAACAAAAAAGAAUUCAGAGAGAUGAGAAAUUUUGUGAACAAGGAAAGAAAAUUGAAGAAGAGAGAAACAAAUUAAAACAUAAGAGCCUUACUAAAAUUUCGGAAUCUAGAAAUCUUGCCACGAAAGGAAGAAAUUCAGAAAAUAUAUUUUUGGAGAAGUUAAAGGAAGAUAGUAUUCCUGCUCCUCGCUCUAUUGGCAGUAUUAAAAUCAACUUUACCCCUCGAGUAUUUCCAACUGCUCUUCGAGAAUCACAAGUAGCAGAAGAAGAGGAGUGGUUACACAAACAAGCAGAGGCACGAAGAGCACUGAAUACUGAUAUUCCUGAACUUUUUGAUUUAAAAGAAGAAGAAAAGAACCCAGAAUGGCUAAAGGACAAAGGAAACAAAUUGUUUGCAACAGAAAACUACUUGGCAGCUAUUAAUGCAUACAACUUAGCCAUAAGACUAAAUAACAAGAUUCCACUGUUAUAUUUGAAUCGUGCUGCUUGCCACCUAAAACUAAAAAACUUACACAAGGCCAUUGAAGAUUCUUCUAAGGCACUAGAAUUAUUGACACCACCUGUUCCAGACAAUGCUAAUGGAAGAAUUAAGGCAUAUAUACGACGUGGGACAGCAUUCUGUCAACUAGAAUUGUACAUAGAAGGCCUACAGGAUUAUGAAGCUGCCCUUAAGAUUGAUCCAUCCAACAAAAUUGUACAAAAUGAUGCUGAGAAGAUUCGGAAAAUAAUUCAAGGAACAGAAGUAAAAUCUUAAUGACUGCUGAAGCAACUAGGUACCUCAAUGCAUAUGGAUGAUGUUCCAGGAUUCAGUUCUGAAGUUUGCAGGUUAAUAACACUACAUUGGUAUAGUACAGUUUACUAAUACUUCAUAUUCAUAAUCUUGAAGGGAGGUGGCAAAGCUGGAAGUAGAACUCAUCAGAUCUUGCUACUACUUUUUUCGUUGCCUAUUAAUUUGUUUUAAACAUCAAGAGCAGACAUUGGAUAAUAAUAGGAAGUCACCAGAAUCGAAUGGUAUCUCUCAACAGAUCAGCUUUUCUCAAAGUCUAGGUUUCUGGAGCAGAGGGAAAGCUUCUUGAGUGGAAGGUGGCUGCCCUAUGACUUGUAGGAAAAAGUACCAACCCUAACUUACUUUAUGGACACCCAGUCAGGUUGCCAGGGCAACCUCAGUCACAGAGGGACUCUCUUUCAUCAAUCACCUUCUACUACAUUCUGGUUAUCUUUGGCCCAAAAUGGAAUACAGUAAACCAAAUCUAGCCAAAACAGAAGACGAAUUAGCUGAUAAACUCUGUUAGCAUAAUUUGUACCACACAAUCUGGAAAUGUGUCUACCAGAAUCUUUCUGACUUCCAGGAUAAU